Molecule: messenger RNA, 633 nt
Organism: Funneliformis caledonium
Lineage: Eukaryota; Fungi; Glomeromycota; Glomeromycetes; Glomerales; Glomeraceae
Source: the annotation of a GenBank genome assembly
AUGAAUAUAGGCACACGAGAUUAUUUAGUGGCUCUUUUUAAUAGACCUAGUCUCUUAUAUAUACCCCCUUCUUUACGCUCUUCUACAAUUAAUGAACAGACCGUUGCUAAAUCACCUAACUAUCAGUCACCAACUGUUUCUCAUUCUAGCCAUAGACGAAGCCCGAGAAAUAUUUCAGCAGGAAUCGAAAAUAUUAAUGAAACAACUGGUCCAGAACGUAUUCCUAGUCGACAAGCAGUCGUAGAAGAUAAUAAUAACGCAGCAACGAAAAGAGAUCAAAGAAGGAAUGAUAAGGUGAUGCAAGAAAAUCAUGGGCGUAAAAAUCAAGAGUUAGUACAGAUAGAAUCUAACGAAGUUGCCGCUAGCUCUGAUAAAGAGAAUGCUAAGCCCGAUCCGAUCGUCUUUGCUAACCGUAGAAUUAUGAAACGAUAUAACGCGUUCUUUUCAGAAAAAGUUCUUCAAGAACGCCGGUCAAAUGAAGGAAAUUGCAUUACCUGUUACAAACCUUUGAAAGAUGAAGAUCGCUAUCAUUUCUUGUUUGUGCAAAAAGGUUUUUUCCACAACCUUCACAAGGACUGCUACGAGCAAUGGAAGGAAUCAAAAUGUGUUGAAAGAAUUAAACAGGAAAGGUAA